Fusarium falciforme is the source of this 2319-nucleotide messenger RNA. RefSeq lists its product as hypothetical. The coding region runs from base 1 to 2319 and encodes 772 amino acids. The transcript has 5 exons. Lineage: Eukaryota; Fungi; Ascomycota; Sordariomycetes; Hypocreales; Nectriaceae. The record is from RefSeq and is a predicted model, not a curated record. Gene Ontology annotation, molecular function: FAD binding.
AUGCCGUUCAAAGUUGUUAUCGUGGGAGGCAGCGUCGCCGGCCUCUCGGUGGCCAAUAUGCUCGAGCAAUUCGAUAUAGACUAUGUCCUCCUCGAAGCUUACCCGCAAGUCGCACCCCAGGUUGGAGCCAGUAUUGGUAUAUUGCCUAAUGGCUUCCGCAUCCUCGACCAACUUGGAUGCUUCCAGCCUAUCCUCGAUAUUGCUGGCGAGUGUCGAUACACCGUCGGCGGUAUGCGUGGGCCUAACGGCGCUCUCCUCUCUGCCUCUUCGCAGACUAGCCUAUCUGUCCAUUUUGAGAAGAGGGUCGGCUAUCCCUCUAUCUUCAUCGACCGGCAAAUGCUACUGCAGAUUCUCUAUAAUAAUCUUAAGCAUAAAGACCGAGUCUUAACAAAGAAGCGAAUUUCUCGCGUCGAGCUGACCAAGGAUGGCGUCCAGGCUUACACCGAGGAUGGGUCUGUGUAUGAGGGAGAUAUCGUGGUAGGGGCCGAUGGCAUCCACAGCGCAGUGAGAGACGAGAUGUGGCGUCUUGGAAAGGAGCAGAGCCCUGGAUACUUCCCCGAAGAUGAGAACUCGCGGGUCCCAGUCUCGACUAGGUGCAUCUUUGGAAUCUCGAAUCGCCCAUCUGGUCUCGGCAGCCGAAGCCAGCAAAUGGUGAUUGGCCAGGGUCAUGCAUACCUAGUCAUAGCAGCACCGGGGAACCGAACAUACUGGUUCCUCUUUGAUGGUCUUACAGAGACGAAGUACGGUAGGGAGAUUGGCAAGUAUUCAAAGCGGGACGAGGAGGCACUCGUCAAGGAGCGCUAUGACGAUAAUAUAACCGAGGAGGUCACCUUUGGCGAGCUAUACAGCAACAAGGUCAUGUCGACGCUGGUCCCGCUGGAGGAGUAUGUCUUCGAGCGAUGGCAUUAUAAGCGCAUCGUCACGAUUGGAGAUUCGGCUCAUAAGAUCGAUCCCGCAUCUGGCCAAGGCGGGAACGGCGCCAUGGAGUCGGCGGCACUACUCGUCAAUGCUCUAGUGCGCCACCUGCGGUCGAGUCCCCAAGGCUUGUCUGGCGACCAAGUGGACGCAGCACUGUCAGAAGUCCAUGCCCUCCGCUAUGAGCGCGCCAAGCGCCUUGUCGAACAAGCGCACAUGCUGCAAAGCAUGAUCAGCCAGCGAUUUAUAUUCUCUCGUGUCUUGCUCAAAUACCUGAUACCCUUCUUUGGCCAAGACGCCUUUGUCGACAUUGUGGUCCCGAUUUGCUGCGAGGCUACUAGGAUUCAUGGAAUUCCUGUUCCGAAGCGAUCUCACUUUGUUCCGUUUGAGGAUGAGUUGCCUGCCAAGCCCAUCAAGGGUGACCUUAUCAGGCGCAUCCCAUGGUUGCUGGCAUCCGGCAGCCUCGGGGUGCUGCUAUACGCUUCACUCAGCAAGCUGGACAUUGAGGCCGGCAACCUGCAGCAAUUGGGCAAUGGAGGCAUCUUGGGUAGACUGACUGGCCAGGGACCGGGGGCAAGCCUUGUCACAAGCCUGAUCCCGACUCUCUCUACCUGGCUCGUCGAGGCCUCCCGACAUGGAAAUACCCUCAACCCUCUCUCCUGGACGCGGGUCUACUCACUCAUCUACACGCUCGCCGGGCCGAGCUCGGUGCUCCCCUUGUUCUCUCUGUCGUCUGUCCUUUUCUCCACCAGCUCGACCACAAACAGACAUGUCAAGCCAGAGAUUGCACAGUCCAUCAUCCCAGCUAUUCUGGCAGGCUUUGGCCUGCCGACGGUUGCAGCGCUGUUGCCAAUCAAUGACGCCGAAAUAAGUGGAUACGUUGGAAACCUGUGGAAGGCGUAUCCAUUGCUUUGCGUGGCUUUCGCUGGAGGACUCAGUGCCGUGUGUGCCUCGAAGAGAAAGAGCAAGCAGGGAGCUGAAAGCAAGCCAGACACCAAGGCAAUCGACUAUGCCACCGAGUCUGAACUUGAGCUGUAUAAGAAUGAGGAUGUGGCACCCCUUAAGUUUGCUCAUGGCGCUGCAUUGGCCAUCAGUGUAAUUAUUCCGGUCAUCACGAAACUUGCAUUCUCCGGCGCUACGCAAUUCUUCGGAAGCACGGCACAGACGAGCCUGUCCAAGGUGCUGCCUCUUUCUCAGAGUGCUGGCAUCAUAGCUGCGGGAUCAAGCAUCAUCUAUUCCCUGUACGCUGCCUGGGAGCUGCGCUCUCUCGGCUUUGUGCGAACAACGCAGGCUGUGCUGGGGGGUUUGACAUCGCUGGCUGCUCUGGGUCUGGCUGGACCAGGUGCCGCGAUUUCCAGUGUUUCUUACUGGCGCGAGCAUGCCAUCUCUAGUCUUAGUCCUUAG